GGGCGGGAGGCAGCGAAAGGCCGGGCUGAGGGCGGAAGUGGGCGGUGGCAGCCUCGGAAGUGAUGCGCGGAGGGGGGCACGGGCCGUCCUCCCUCGGACGAUGUCUGGCGGUCCCCUCGGAGCUGAGGCGGCGCCGGGCUUCGGGAAGCGGAUCCUGGUGACUGGCGGCGCUGGGUUCAUUGCAUCUCAUGUGGUGGUUUCUCUCGUAGAAAACUAUCCGAACUAUAUGGUUAUUAAUCUGGACAAGCUGAACUACUGUGCAAGUUUAAAGAACCUUGAGACAAUUUCUGGGAAACCGAACUACAAAUUUAUCCAGGGGGACAUCUGUGACACAGAGUUUAUAAAAAAAUUGUUUGAGACGGAGAAAAUCGAUAUAGUAUUACAUUUUGCAGCACAGACGCAUGUAGAUCUUUCGUUCUGGCGCAAAUUUGAAUUUGGCUAUGUGAACAUUUAUGGAACUUGUGUUCUGGUUGAUGCUGCUUAUGAGGCCAAUGUGGAGAAGUUUGUGUAUGUCAGCACGGAUGAAGUUUACGGCGGAAGCUGUGACAAGGAAUUUGACGAAUCAUCACCCAAACAGCCCACAAACCCUUACGCAAGCUCGAAAGCAGCGGCUGAAUGCUUUGUUCAGUCUUACUGGGAAAGAUAUCAGUUUCCGGUCGUUAUAACCCGGAGCAGCAACGUUUAUGGACCCCACCAGUUUCCAGAAAAAGUUAUUCCCAAGUUUAUUUCCCUUUUGCAACAGAACAGAAAAUGUUGCAUUCACGGCUCAGGUCUGCAGAGGAGAAAUUUCCUGUACGCCAGUGACGUCGCGGAAGCGUUUCUUAUCGUGAUGAAGAAAGGACAGCCUGGCGAAAUCUAUAACAUUGGGACCAGUUUUGAGUUGUCUGUAACACAGCUUGCCAAGGAAUUAAUCCAUCUAAUAAAGAACACCAGCUCAGAAUCCGAGACAGACUAUUGGAUGGAUUACAUUAAAGACAGACCUACAAAUGACUUGGGUUAUCCGAUGAACUCUGGAAAGAUGCACAGCUUGGGCUGGAGACCCAAAGUACCUUGGAAAGAAGGAAUAAAGAAAACAAUUGAAUGGUAUCAAGAGAACUUCCACAACUGGAAGCAUGUAGAGAGCGCUCUGGAGCCUUACCCUGUUAUGGAAGACUAGGGAUGACUAGUCGUGCGGCUCAGUUCGAAGGAAGAAAAUGAAGGAAACCAUUCUACCUCUCAAGACUACAGUGUUAUCGGGGGAGUGGGGGGACCGAACUCUCCUGAAGGGGCAAAAGUGAAGAUGCCGUAUCUUCAGGAAAGAUGCAAGCUCAAGCAUCAACAUAUAUCAAGAAGGAAAAUUGAAAAGAAUUUGGAAAAUCUAGAUAUCUUUAGGGACCAUCAGCAGUCCAAUGCAAUACUGAAGCUUUAAAGUAUUUUUUUAUUAAAAUCAUGGAAUUAAAGCCAUUUUUGUUAAUUGUACACUUCAGCACAACUAUUUUGUAAUAAAAUGUAUUGUUAAUUUUCAAAGAAAGUUCUAGGCAUCUCUUUCUGCUCCUGGAUUUGUGUAGUCACAAAAAGAGCGGAGUUGUCUUUGACUGGUUCCCCAGGAGCAGGUCAUUUUUAUAAGCUGCUUAGAAGUUUCUACCAUGCUAUGUAAUCAGUGUUUUUUUAAAACCCUGAAAUGUGUGAACUUAUGCAAAGAGUAAAGCUCAGAUUCUGUUAAAUGUG
This is a messenger RNA of Heteronotia binoei (common prickly gecko), 1707 nucleotides long. It is a transcript of the gene TGDS, whose product is annotated as TDP-glucose 4,6-dehydratase. Lineage: Eukaryota; Metazoa; Chordata; Lepidosauria; Squamata; Gekkonidae. The transcript is spliced from 12 exons. Gene Ontology annotation, biological process: nucleotide-sugar metabolic process. Gene Ontology annotation, molecular function: dTDP-glucose 4,6-dehydratase activity. Bases 101 to 1156 code for a protein of 351 amino acids. The record is from RefSeq and is a predicted model, not a curated record.